Penaeus indicus is the source of this 6474-nucleotide messenger RNA. RefSeq lists its product as uncharacterized. The transcript is spliced from 32 exons. Gene Ontology annotation, cellular component: cell surface. The record is from RefSeq and is a predicted model, not a curated record. The coding region runs from base 96 to 6440 and encodes 2114 amino acids. Gene Ontology annotation, molecular function: heparin binding. NCBI's taxonomy places the organism in Eukaryota, Metazoa, Arthropoda, Malacostraca, Decapoda, Penaeidae.
UACAGCUCGUGAGAGGUGGCUGGGCUUUCAUGUGUUGAGUGUUUUAGUGCGGUAUUUUUUUACGAUUCCUGGUUGCUGCUGAACAAAAAGGAGCAAUGAAGCUAGUAAUACUGCUAGCGUUGACGGGUUUGUGUGUCGGCCUCCCACACCAUGACUUCGAUGCGGCAGAGCUUAUGCUAGAUAGCUUAUCGGAAAGUGAGCUAGACCAACUUCUAGCAGAGAAGCUUGAAGAGCUUCAAGUAGGCAUUCUGGAUUCCUACAAGGAACAUCUCCGAGCGCAUGAAAAUACACUCCAGCAACUACAUCGCAGUCGCCGAGACUUGCCCCAACGUCCCGUCAUCCCGGCUGACUAUUGGCAUGGCUACGUCUUUGGAACUUUACCCACAAGAGAAAGGACGGUAGUUGAUGCCGUGACUGUUAACCUGGUUCAGAACAUAAACACCAUCCAUGAAGUUUAUCCAAUCGAUCUUCCUAGUACAAGGGCAAUUUACAAGAAUGGCUUGGGCCACGGAUACAUCUACAAAGACGGGAAAAUGAAGCUUCUUAUGGUCCGUAACGUGUGGACAAAGUCGAUGUCUGGAUGUCCCUGUGGAAGCGACUUGUCAGAUACGAGCUGUGCCUGCUGUGCGGCAGGUGGAAGACUUUGCUCACCUAGUGAAGGUCUCCAGGGUAACGUUUGUGUUGGCGGCGAAGGGGAACUUGCCUUGGAGUGCACGCAGUCGGGUAUCAGGCCUCUUACCCUUAAUGCAGCAGUGGCCUUUGACUACCAUGCUGAAGGGCUUCCACACCCACAAAGCCACCGGGAGGUGAUAAUAACGGCUGAAGACAAGAUGGUUACUUUUUACAAAAUGGACGAACAUGGUCUGCAAGAAUUGCAUACUCAGAAAGGUCACAACCAUAUAAAUAUUGGUGAAGAAAUUUCUCACUUGGGCUUGGGAGAAAUCUAUACAGAAGAGCAUGGUGUACUUGUCAAAAAGCGUUACGCCUUUUUCUUUGGUGAAAAGGAGGAAAGUAAAGUUUACUUCCAGAUUGUGGUGAAUAGUACCACUGACAACUUGCAAACUGGCCUGUUAACUCCUUGGGAAGAUCAUGGUUCAGAUAUGAAAGUCUGGCAAAAUGGUGCCCAAGUAAUAAUGGGAGUUUUGAAUGGAACCAACCUGCACCUACACGAGCUAUUGACUGACCGAUGGGGAAGACAACAGCUUAUCUUCCUUCAAAAUAUAGCGUUUCCAAGUGAUGUGAUGUACUGGAAGAGUUAUUCAUCAGGAUUUGAUAGAUUUCUUCUUGCUGUGACUCCAAACACUGCAAGUGUAUAUAUUCUAAAUGAAGGCUUCUAUAAGCAUUUGCAGGACUUGAUGCCUGGUACUCUUGGAGCUUUCAAAGACAUUGUACCCCUCCAGAUCCCAUCUUGCAAAGAUGAUGUGAUUCUCCUGACAGGUUCAGGCACCACGUUGGUUAUCUUUGUAUGGAACAAUGUAGAUGGAAAAUACUUCAAGGCCAAUGAGACCACCAUAUCGGCAGACAUCACUGGAUGGGAGCGAAGCUUUGGAUCUGUAGAAGUUGCAACUGCCGCAACUCCAACUGUGCUAGUACAAGCUGCAGCAGGUGUUGCUGCAAUAGAGGUAACUUCCAGCCUCCAUGACAUUGUUGAUAGAGAGGUACAAGAAAGUCAGCAAUUGCAAACUGCAAAGACUUAUAUAGAGAACGAGUACACAAGACAGACUACUGUCAUGUCCACCAUGCAGAAUAGAGUGGAUAAUGCAAUAAACAUACACAUUACUACAAAGUUAUCUGGAGACUUCACAAUGAACAAGAUUGUUGUGGAUGGGACCUUGGCAACCAACGACUUGGAAGCUGUUGAUUUAAAUUUCCCGAGCACAGACUUCGCUUCGGGUGUAUCAUAUGACGACUACAAAGCACGUCUUGCAAAUAUUAGUAGCUCUUUCACCUGGCUCGAUAACCUAAGUGCAACAAUGACCCAGUUUUCUGCAACCUUGGAGGAUGCAGUAAAGGUUUCUGGAGUAAACCCAAAAAUAACUGGAAUAAAGGAAGUUGUAGAUGGCUUGACUGUAAGUAACCUUGCAACCACUGAGGUGUCGGUUCAGGAAGUGGUGGAUAAAAAUGACCAAGUCUUCCCUCUAACUGAAUAUCUAGAAGGCUUAAUAAGUUUCAGUGAUGCCCGCAAGAUAACUGGAAAGAAGACCUUUGCAACGCAACUUGAUGUUACAAACCUUUAUACUCCUUCUCUGGAUGACAUUCCAGUUAGUGACAUUGCAACCACAACUGGACAAUAUAACAUUGCGGGUACUGUAAGCUUCCCCACGCUGAAUGCUGAUAAUGUAAACCUCCCACCCACUGGACCAGUUGGUGGUAUUGAUCUCUCCAAUGCAGUGCUGUUGAAUGGACCAGCCAAAUUGGGUUAUGUUGCCUUUGACAAGGACUUGACUGUAGUCCAAGACUUGAAUGUAGGCAGUAACGAAGUGGAUGGAGUAGUAAUCGAUAACUUGUACAGGAAUGCACUAACCAAAGCAGGUGGAGAAAUAAAAGGACCACUUGCUUUCACUAAUGAUGUGACGGCGAAGUCUCUCACUGCUUCAUUGCUAUCUGGUGUCAAAUCUUCUGACUUCUUGACAUUUACAGUUUUCAAGGAUGAGGCUAGUCAACUAACGGGCCGACUAAAGUUGCCAACACUUACAGCCAAUGCCUUGCAAGUACAAGGCAAUGUCAAUGGUAGGGUUUUCCCUGCUGACUUGCCCCUUAAAACCGAUUCUGCUUUGAACCUGGGCACAAAAGCCUUCAACACUCUGACUUGUCACGAUCUUACAGUUGACAGUGGUUUAACUGUUAAUGGUGUCCAGUUUGAUAAAUUGGUUACUCUUCACAGACCUCAAAUAAUUACGGGGAAUAUUACUCUUGCUGAAUCUGUAAGCAUACUAGGAAAUCUAGAUGUUUCGACUGGUAUUGUGAAAGGGAUGGACUUCAAUGAACUCAACAAGAACUUGACAGCAAUCCUGAAUACUCAUAAUAUAUUUGAUGUUAUAUUUAAAGAGACCGUGUCUCUUCCAACUGUAAUUUAUAGUGGCAAACUACGAGGUCUGAACCUAGUUAGCCUUGCAGGGGAUCUAAUCUACACCUCGGAUAGUUCUGCUCUGGUAACUGGUACCAAAACUUUUAAUGCCGAUCUUCAGACUUCUAAUGCCAUGUUCAUGAGCACCUUCAAUGGUUUAAGUUUUGAUGAGUUUGUAACGACUAAUGAUGCUAAAACCAUCACUGGAGUAAAAACUUUCAACAAGCCACUUACUUUCUCAUCAAAUCUUGACGUAACGGGUCUAGUUGAUGGUGUGGACUUGAAGCAACUCUUUGAUUCUGCCCUCUACUUGGACAAGGUGGGACAAGUGGUAACAGGAAGGAAGACCUUCACCAGUACAGUGUCGGCUGGAGAACUAGAUGUGCAGGGCAGAGUAUCUGGUGUGGACUUCACCAAGGUGCUGGCUAACUCUGGUGCCCAAACCUUCACUGUUCCCCAGAAGUUUGCAGCAGCCUCCUUUGGUGCUCUGGAUACUAGCCAAAUCGAUAUGUCUGAUGGCUUCACAAUGAAUGGCAUUGACAUUUCUGUGCUGGACAGCAUUCGCAUGAGCCGCAAGAAUCCUACUGCCCACUUGGGUGCCCUAACUGUAAAUGGAAUGGUAUCUGUUCUUGGUGCAUUUGAUGCAGUAAACAUCGAUGGGCAUAAUGUUGCACAGUUGAAGAACAACAUUGUCACAGAUGACAUGGACUCGAUCAUCUCAUCGGAUCUGAGCUUUGCAAGCCUAACUGUGAAAGGAUCUGUAAGUACAGCUAACAAGGCUGGUGCUAAUGGCAAGAACAUAAGCAGAAUCCACGAAAAUGCAGUCUUCCUAGGAGGUAACAAUGCCAUGACAGGAUCUGUGACCUGGGGUGACCUUGACCUGCAAGACGAUGUUGCAGUUGGAGGACUUGUCAAUGGGAAGGACCUGCAAGUGGUGCACAACAAUGCAGUGUAUAGAGAUGCAAGCUCGGUCCAAAUAACUGGCAAAAAGACCUUUGCAGAGUUUUCUGUUAAGGGAAAUAUCAACACAGGAACUACAAAUGGCAUUGACCUAGGUGCAAGACUACUAACCCUAAAUACAGACCAGGAUGUUACAGCACCAUACGAGUUCUUCUCUCUGAAUGCCGAAAAGGAUCUUACUCUAGGCGGCACCUUUGAUGCAGUAGACCUUGAAGCAUUGGAUAGUACAGCUCUGAAACAAAGUCUGGAUGAAACCAAUGACAUCAUCUUCGAAGGAGUCCAAGCAGAAAAUGUGGAUCUUGAGAGUAAUCUAAAUACAGUGAAUGUAAAUGCUAGGUUACUUGAUGCAGUUAGGCUCCAAGCACAAGACUUGGCAAUCUCUGGGAAGAAAACUUUCCUUAAGGACACCACCUUCAAGGGUCUUAAUGUUAAUACCCUUAAUGGCAAGGACUUGGCUUACUAUUUGAGCCAUGCUGUAAGAAAGAAUCUCCCCAUCAGUCUUGCAUCACCCAUUCAAGUAAAUGGUUUAGUGAGUGCACCAUCUGUCACUGCAGACUCUUUAACCAUCGAGGGAACUGUGGAUAAUGUAGAUUACAAGACUCUAAUGACCACUGCUGUUCUACUGGACGACUCGAAGAGUCAUGGUAUAACAUUGGAUUUCAGAACAGACCUUUCUGUCCAAGGUGCCCUUGGAGCUACAACCCUUAAUGGCUAUGACUUGGCAACACAGUACCUCACAACAAAUACUGUACAGACGCUCUCCUCCUCAAAUGUGCAUUUUGGAGACAUUGCAACUGGUGGCAUAACCGUCGACGGAUUAGUUAACACUAAGAAAUUGCCGGAUGAAGUUGCAAAUACACUAAAUGUUAAUGGUGGGCAGACUGUAACUGGCAUGAAGAGCAUAACUGGCCUUGUUGAAGUGGUUAACAAUGUAGAAGUAACCGGCAACACUAACAACAUAAAGAUGGCAACUGAGGCAAUUUAUCUAUCUGAAGCACCUACAGUCCAAGGUCGCCUCAAGUUCUCUACUGGCUUGACCACUUCAUCCCUGACAAGCAGCACCAGUGUGAUAAGUGACCUUGAUAUGAGUGACCUGUCCAGUAAUGCAUGGUAUUACAAUGAGAAUGCUAUAAUUUCGGCAAACCUGAUGUUCGAUUCUUCCGUUACUAUGAAGGACUCGUUAAGAGUUGUCGGCACCAUUGAUGAAUUUAACAUUGGACAAGUGUAUAACGAUGCCAAACAAGCCUUGAACCAAUAUUCUACUUACAACGAAGGAAUUAAGAGUGAAUAUGCUGUGAAGUGCCCUCUCAUCAUGGAAGCUCACAAUGAUACUGGGAAAGCCAUAUUUGAUGCAGACUACUUCAGGCUUGUACAAGACUUUAAUCUUGGUAAAACGCAUCAUGCCUCUACAACUUUCAGGGCUUCAGACACUACUUAUGUCAUCAUAAGCUGGGAGGAUGAGUGCAGCUCAACAAUGUACAGGUUUGACGAAUCUUCGGGACAACUUGUCGGAGUACAAACGCUUGUAGGGUCGGGAUAUGGUAGAGACUGGUUAGCAGUUGAGCAAGGUGGUGAGACCUACUUGGUGAUGGCUGCAACAAGUGAAGGAAAUGCCUGCACUAAACAGAAUAGUGUAGUCUGGAAGAUGUCUAACGGUGCACUAUCGGUAUACCAAGAUCUGCUUCCUGGUACUACAAUUACUGCAAGUAACGGCAUUCUAUAUCUAACGGCUCUAGAUGCUACCCAUGCAUACAGCUUUGAUACUACAAGUUUGCUCUUCACUCUAAUUAGUACAGAUAGUGCUGAAAUGGGUUCUGCAUUGUUGUCUAAAUCUGGACACCUUGUGACUGCAAUAAAGAAGCAGGACCAGUUAGUCCUAAUGGUUGAAGGAAAUGAAGUCUCCUCCUUAAGAGUGACUGUUGAUGACCUUGUGCUGUUUGAACAAUAUGGCAAAAUAUUCCUCCUGGCAGCAGUAACCAGGAACCCUAUCUCGGGAAUGGAAUGUCACCUGGAGCUGUACAACUUGGACCCACUUGCAAUGACUUUGAAGUGGUUGGAUUCAAAACCACUGUAUGAAGCUGCCACAAUAACCUCUUUCUACAGUGGAAAUGCAAUUAGUGGAAAAACCAUGGCAGUAGUCAUGCAAGGAAACUACUACCCAACUGUUUAUUCAGUACUUGGCUCAGAGUUGCAGUUCUUCUCGGGUCUCUCUACCCCAAGAGUAACUUGGGCUCAGCAUCUAAGUGUGCCCAACGAGGUUUUCCCAGAUAUCCAAGAUCACUACUUGCUGAUGGGCAAAGACUCCUCUGCUAAGCUUCUGUACCUCGAAAUGAAUGGCUUGACGCAUGAAGCCUUUGGCCACGCAUGUCAUGUGGAAGUCUUCAAAUACCCAGAAUUAAUACCGCAAGUGUAACAAUUUUAAAAUUUUAUUAAACUGUUUAAGUAAA